Molecule: messenger RNA, 3379 nt
Organism: Xenia sp. Carnegie-2017
Lineage: Eukaryota; Metazoa; Cnidaria; Anthozoa; Malacalcyonacea; Xeniidae
Product: potassium voltage-gated channel subfamily H member 1-like
Exons: 10
Coding region: 334-3009 (891 amino acids)
Biological process (GO): regulation of membrane potential; potassium ion transmembrane transport
Cellular component (GO): membrane
Molecular function (GO): voltage-gated potassium channel activity
Source: RefSeq, a predicted model, not a curated record
AACGCAGAUACUUGCGAUUGUUUGAGUAAUGAUUAAUGAUAGAAGCCAAGAAUGUGUCUAAUAUAUUUUAUGUCCUCCUAGAACGUCGUUUUGUUAUCAUUUUCUCUGGAAAUUCUUCGCAUGACUUGAAAUGUCUGGACGUCGCGGUGUGGUAGUACCUCAAAACACAUUUCUUGACAACCUUAUCAGAAAAACCAACGGGACUCAUGAAAAUUUUUUGCUUGCAAGUGCCAACAUCGUCGACUCUCCCAUUGUCUAUUCGAGCGAGGGUUUCACAAAAAUGACUGGUUACAGAAAAGUCAUGUGAUAAAGAAGAAAGCUGACUGCAUUUUUAUGUGUGGUUACCUUACCAGCAAAGACUCUUUCCGUAAUCUUCGAGCUACCAUUAAGGAAAAAAAGGACGCCCAGCUCGAAAUUCUCUUCUACAAGAAAGAUGGUACUCCGUUUUGGGUUUUGUUAAAUGUUGGUAUCGUUUACGAUAAUCAAUGCUCUCCAUUGUUUGUCAUCAUCACCUUUCAAGAAAUCACUCAAUACAAAGAAGCCAUUAAUUCUAAUUUGAUACAUCGAUGGGCUGUGAUCAAUAAAGGACUUCAUGUAAAUGGAAAUAAAGAGCCCGACAAUCCGAUGUUGAAAGCUAGAGAAGAGAAAAACCGAUUGCACAUUACCCAGUUAAUGCAAGAAAAAGUGGACAGUUUGCCUAAAUACAAGCAAGAAAUACCAAGUACACCACGUUUUGUCUUGCUUCAUUGCUCGAAAGGGAAGAUCUUCUGGGAUUGGUGCAUUCUUAUCUUGGUUCUUUAUACGGCGACAGCUGUUCCUUUCAUUUUCUGCUUCAAUUAUGAUUCACAGCCGAUGUUCAUCACAGACACUGUCGUUGACUUCAUCUUUCUCAUUGACAUUAUUGCUAAUUUCCAUACUUCCUACGUAGAUAACGACGGAGAGAUUGUGCUCGAUCUUAAGAAAAUUCGUUGCGCAUACUUAAAAACUUGGUUCUUUGUGGACAUGAUUACGUCAUUACCAUACGGUUUACUCAGUAUCCUCAUUUCCGGUGCUGGAAAGGAAAUCACAAGGUUCAUCAGCUUCCUGAAAGCUGUCCGCCUUCUGCGUAUUACUCGAAUAGUACGGGCACUUGAUCAUUAUCUUGAAUAUGGCUUUAUUACUCUGGUACUUUGGAUGUUAUUCUUCUGCUUGUGUUCCCAUUGGAUGGCAUGCACAUUUUAUACGAUAGCAGACAAGUACGACAACUUUACUGAUGUUGGCUGGGUCAAGACGAUGGCAGAACAAACGAAUCAGCCAUUCCUGUUGAAGGUCAACGCCUCGCGGAAGAUUGAAUCGCCAACCCUGGCUUCUCUGUAUAUGUCAGCGCUGUAUUUUUCACUCACAAGUUUAACAAGCAUCGGGUUUGGAAACGUCGCUCCAAAUACAACUGCGGAGAAAAUAUUCUCCUGUAUCACUAUGAUAUUUGGAGGAUUGUGCUAUGCCGUAAUAUUUGGUCAGGUGACAGCGAUUAUACAACAAGCUCAGAAGAAAUCCGAAAACUAUCAGCAGACUUUGGAUAACAUGCGGUCAUUUUGUAAUCUGUAUCGCAUCCCUAAAAAUCUUUCCACGCGAAUCACCGACUACUUUAAGUAUACGUGGGUUCUCAACAAAGGAGUUGAUACAAAUCAAGUCUUACAGAAUUGCCCAAAGGAUCUUCAGUCAGAUAUUUGCAUCCAUUUAAAUCGCAAAAUUAUUGACAGUACGCCAGCGUUUGAUAAACUCCCCAAUGCCGUACUUCGUGCUGUUGCAAGAAACUUUGCGAUCCACAGAGUGGCACCAGGUGAGAGAGUAGUACACGAAAGAGAAAGUUUGGAUACGCUAUACUUCAUUGCCUGUGGCUCAUUUGAAGUUACUCAAAAAGGAAAAGUUGUUGGACUGUUGGGUGAGGGUGAUGUCUUUGGUGAUGAUGUGUUUCAUCACAAUGAUGUUGGACGAUCAGUUGCUGACGUAUUUGCGCUAACCUACGCUAUCCUGCACGCGAUGGAUCGUAAUGACUUGCUCCAAGCGCUCGAAUUUGACCCGGAGUAUGGUCUACAGUUUGCGAAAAUAUUUCGACUAUCGUACAAUCUUAGGGACGAGGUAAUUAUGAGAAAGCUUUCGGCUCAUGCUCGUACGACAUCGCGAAGAAUGUCUCGCGAUGUUGAAAGUCGUAGAUAUAGUAUUGUAAACGAAAUACAAGAAAGUGGAUUUAACACUGACUCCAAUGGUAGUUCACCCAACAGUCAGCAUAUAAUAGACACUGACUCGCCCAUUAAACCUCUAAAUGUAAUGAACAGACCGAGAAGAGCUACUCUUGGAAAUGAAAUGAAUGACAUUCAGGAGGAGAACGAGCUUGAUAAUGCUGGUGACAAUGAUAACAAACAAAGAAACGAUCCUCAAUACUCCAAGGACAUCUCUAAAGAAUUUUUGUUGGAGAUUACUACAAUGAAAUCCGAAGUUCACCACGAGAUUCAAUUAAUGGGAGAGAAAAUGAAUGCACUGGAGGAAAAUAUUUCUACCAUAUUAAGUAUUCUUCGUAAUCAAGAAUGCAAUUCACAAGGGCCUGUUUUCUCUGGCGACAGUGGGCUGUCAGAAAAGACACAAGAAAAAACUCAAAGUAGAACUGCUAAUAUCAUAUCUCGUGUGAAAUCAGAGAUGCCGGAACAAGUCUUACCAGAUUGGGUAGAAGAGGAGAAUUUUGGAAUAAAACGAGAGGAAAACGAAAAUGUUCACAAGGAUGUCAAACAGAACCAUAAAAGAUUUAUAACUCCAUCUGCAAAUGAAAUCACCCAGGAAACUAAUGAUGGUACUCGUCAGAUACCUUUUGAUGAAAAAGAUUUAGUGACGUCAUGGACAUCACGUGAACCUAACGAGAAAAAAAAGAAUCGUAAAAAGAGAAAAGAGAGAUCAUUUAGACGAACGAACAAGAAAGAUAAAGAAAGCGAAAAAGCACUAAAGGAAAUGUCAAAUAAGCCAAACGACAACCGUUGAUAUAAAAAUGCCCAAAUCAUGGAGCAGACUUUCCUAUGUCACUGAACCUGAAAGGAAAUUGAUGAAUCGAAUUUCAUAUUACUUAAACAUAAUCACAGAAGCAUGCCAAAGAUCGCUGAUUUUAUAUUUAAAACUUAGAUAUGCAAUUCUGCCAAAUAACCAAACAGCCAAUAAUUUUGAAAGUAUAUACUUACAAUUCGCAGCACAAGUAUGCACUUUUUAUUUCAUUACAUUGUAAUGUAAAAUUUUUUUUGUAUUUAUUGCACGUAUUUAGUUGGUUGAAUGUGCCAUACAAACUAUUUGCGUUUGUUUUUUUUUUCAGGACAACAGUAAAUGAUGUAAUAAACACCUGAAUUAUCAUUUCGAUAAA